This is a messenger RNA of Dama dama (fallow deer), 1649 nucleotides long. It is a transcript of the gene CLDN18, whose product is annotated as claudin 18. The transcript is spliced from 5 exons. Gene Ontology annotation, biological process: bicellular tight junction assembly; cell adhesion. NCBI's taxonomy places the organism in Eukaryota, Metazoa, Chordata, Mammalia, Artiodactyla, Cervidae. Gene Ontology annotation, molecular function: structural molecule activity. The coding region runs from base 189 to 974 and encodes 261 amino acids. Gene Ontology annotation, cellular component: bicellular tight junction; plasma membrane. The record is from RefSeq and is a predicted model, not a curated record.
GCCUCUUGGGGCUGCUUCCCUAACAAAUGAAAAAAUAAUGUCCUUGAACCAAGAGUGAAACUGAACUAUCUAAGGAAAACACUGUGAACAAACACAGAGGGCCGAGGAAAACCAUCUGAUCAGAGCAGCUCCCCGGGAGCACGGCAGGACGCAGGCGGCAGCUGGGCGGGAGGACGGCGAGCCGGGCCAUGUCCACCACCAGAUGCCAAAUGGUGGGCUUCCUGCUGUCCAUCCUGGGCCUGGCCGGCUGCAUCGUUGCCACGGAGAUGGACAUGUGGAGCACCCAGGACCUAUACGACAACCCGGUCACCGCCGUGUUCCAGUACCAGGGGCUCUGGCGCAGCUGCGUGCAGCAGAGCUCGGGCUUCACCGAGUGCCGGUCCUACCUCACCAUCCUGGGCCUGCCAGCCAUGCUGCAGGCGGUGCGAGCCCUGAUGAUCGUGGGCAUCAUCCUGAGCGUCAUUGGCCUCCUGGUGGCAAUCUUUGCCCUAAAGUGCAUCCGUAUCGGCAACAUGGAUGACUCCGCCAAAGCCAAAAUGACACUCACCUCUGGCAUCAUGUUCAUCAUCGGAGGUCUCUGUGCGAUCGCUGGAGUGUCUGUGUUUGCCAACAUGCUGGUUACUAACUUCUGGAUGUCCACAGCUAGCAUGUACACCAGCAUGGGGGGGAUGGUGCAGACCGUUCAGACCAGGUACACCUUUGGUGCGGCUCUGUUCGUGGGAUGGGUCGCUGGAGGUCUCACGCUGAUUGGGGGUGUGCUGUUGUGCAUCGCUUGCCGGGGUCUGGCCCCUGAGGAAACCAACUACAAAGCCGUCUCUUACCACGCCUCAGGUCACAAUGUUGCCUACAGGCCUGGAGGCUUCAAAGCCAGCACUGGCUUUGAGUCCAGCACCAGAAACAAGAAGAUAUAUGACGGGGGUGCCCGCACAGAGGAUGAGGGACAGUCUCACCCUUCCAAGUAUGACUACGUGUAGCCCUCCCCACAAGUCACCCAAGCAGGGGCAGAAGAAACCCCUCAACGAGAUCUCACCCCAAAACAAGGAAUUUUACCUUGAUUUCCCAUACCUUUUGACUCACAGUUGGAAGUUAGAAAGCCUUGGUUUCCCCUGUGGUGAGGCCAGAUGGUCUUGGCUACAUGUCUCUGUCUCUAAAUGUUCCAUCACAAAACAGCUGAGUUAUCAUAUGGCUUUAGAGGCUACAGCCCACAUCUUCCAGUCCUCUUAUUUCUUUUUUUGACAUAACCUUUUUAAUCUGAUGAUAGAAUGUGGUUUGAAUUCCUAUCAAUCACUUAGAUCACUUAGGCAAAAUGUCCGUCCUUCUUCUAGCCGAUAGCCCAUUGAUGAUCUAUUUCCCAACUCAUCCCCCAGAACAAUUCUGAAAGGAAAAAAUGAGUCAAUCAAAUGACAUCAUUUUCUGAUGUUUGAUUUUUGCCUACCCUCCCACCCCCAGCCCUCACUUGGCUACUAAUAAACACUGAUUGAAGAAGAAAUAGGGAAAGGGGAUAUUUAUCAUAUCUGCAGUUCAUUAUCUGAGUUUUCUUACACUGUGAUCUUUAACAUUACUUGAGCCAAAGGGAUUUCACUUGGCAGAAACCAACACUUCCACCUCUGCUAACAUCUGCUGGACUCCCCACUGCAUGUCCUCUUUCU